Solanum verrucosum is the source of this 1212-nucleotide messenger RNA. RefSeq names its product F-box/kelch-repeat protein At3g23880-like. Gene Ontology annotation, molecular function: protein binding. The record is from RefSeq and is a predicted model, not a curated record. The transcript has 3 exons. The coding region runs from base 1 to 1212 and encodes 403 amino acids. Lineage: Eukaryota; Viridiplantae; Streptophyta; Magnoliopsida; Solanales; Solanaceae.
AUGGCAAAUUGUCAACAAAAGAACAAAUCAAGUCUUUCUAAACAAGUUCCUGAAGGACAAAGAAUUGUGGAGUUGUCAGAAAAAGAAGAGUUGAUGAAUAUUGUUAAUAUGAAUCAGGUUCAUUUUCAAGAAGAAACACUUACGGACAUUCUCUGUAGGUUACCUGUGCGGUCUCUUCUUCGAUUUAAAUGUGUAUCAAAAUAUUUGAAAACAUUGAUCGAUGACCCGAUAUUUAAGAAGCAACAUCUAAAUCGUGCCAAGAAUGACCAAAAUUCCCAAAACUUUAUCUUUUACAAAGGUCCCUCUCUGGAUGAUGAUACAUAUUCCAUAUCUUGUUGUCCUUUAUCGUCGGAUCAACAGGUUGGGGAUGUAAGGAAACUGGAUUUCCCUUCAAAUCUUAAACCAGAAUAUAGCGAUAUCUAUUAUUGUUGUGAUGGCUUGGUAAUUGUCAAGGUUUAUGGACAUAUUCCACGACGUUACUCACUUUUGCUAUGGAAUCCCUCCACGGGAGAAUCAAUUGAACUUCCCACUUCAGAAUUUUCAGUGGAGGCAUUUUGUUGUUAUGGAAUGAGUUUUGAUUCAACUAAUGAUGAUUAUAAGAUCCUUAGGAUUCCCAGUGCCUGGAGUAAACAUUGCAGAGAUGUACCUGGUGAAAUUCUCUCGCUAAAAAGUGGUUAUUGGAGAAAAAUAGAUGCAUGUCCUCUUAAUAACAUUCACGAUAUGUUUUAUGGUAUCCAUUCCUUGGCAAUUAUACACGGGGCAUUUCAUUGGGUUGCUAUGUCAUAUAAUGCUUGUUUUGUGGUUUCAUUUAAUAUUUCCCAUGAAGUGUUUGGAGAGAUCAUACCAUUGCCAAAGAAAAUGUGGUUGUACAACUAUAAUAUUGGUGUUUUGGAAUUGGGAGACAUGCUUUGUGCUUAUACUAUCGAAUAUUAUCAACGGAAGCGUACUUUUAAGUUAUGGAUAUUGAAAGAUUAUGGUCUCAAGGACUCUUGGAAUGAAGUUAUAUCUAUAGUAGAUCCUAAUAUUAUUAUAGCCUCCCCGAAAUAUAGAUUUGCAGAUGGUGAAGUGUUAAUCUGGUGCAAACAUUUUGAAGGUGAGGAAAAUUCAUUUAGGACACAAAAAGGACCUUUUACAUUAUUGCCUCGAGGUUACAUUCGGAAUGGAUUCACUUUCACAGAGAGCUUGAUCUCUCCAAGGUUACUUAUAACUUAG